Messenger RNA from Pisolithus orientalis, 1531 nucleotides. RefSeq lists its product as uncharacterized. The transcript is spliced from 7 exons. Lineage: Eukaryota; Fungi; Basidiomycota; Agaricomycetes; Boletales; Pisolithaceae. Bases 296 to 1246 code for a protein of 316 amino acids. The record is from RefSeq and is a predicted model, not a curated record.
CAAGUUGCAAACCAUCAAAUAAUCCCAGGGCCCCGAUUCUUAGGCUCGCUGUGCGACCAUUUUAAGUUCCGAGGCGGGGCGUUCAUUGUAACCUGUACCUGUACAGCCCUGCCAAGCGCGCAGUGUUCCUAUUUUGCAUUAGCGUUGUUGCAAUAGACCGUUGGUAUCAGUUGCCAGUAUCAGUUUGCCCUCCUCUGUCCUCCUGCAGUCUUCUCUACCUUUCCCUCCUCAUAAUCUACCCGACUUGAGGUUUCGUCGCAUUUUCUCCCACAGCCCAGAUAUCGUAGUUCAAGGAAUGACUGAAAGCAUCCAGACCACACGAACUAUGGACUUGGCGCGUCCUACUGCCCCAACACACGUAGAUCGGACAACUACUUGCUCACGACGAAGCUUAGUGCUCGACAGAACCCCACCAUCAACUCCGCCUAACGUCAUUUCUGGCCAAGGACAGCCUCCUUUCCAACAGUACCAAGAGGAAGCCAACGACGUGGGGGAGUCCACAUUCACACCCAAUAAUGCCGCCCACUACACUGGCAAAUCACCUGGUGGGACUCGAUUGCGCAACUUGUUCAAGAUCACUACACGUCAUCGGUCAACUAGCUCAUUAAGUUCGCAGACGUCGAGUGGUCCGGCGCGAUCCAUUGAGAUAGCUCAUUGGACCAAUGGCUUGGUGCUUUACACCCCUGUUCCCGCAUCUCGACCGAAACAACCCCGGCCGCUAACUACCUUGAGCGUUGACACUGAGCUACGGCCGCCCCUCUCCACUAUCCACGACCCUACCAAUGUGCCGGAAGAUGACAUCAGUUCAUCGAGAAGUACUUCCAGCGACUCCGAUUCACAGAUGGAUACCUUGUCUUCGGAAAGCGUGUCUGUCAUGGAUCGACCUGCUGCCUGGGUGUCGUCAAACGGAUGGAGUCCAAACGACGGAUCAUUCUUUGGGAACCCCGGUGUGCAGUUCCCCGAUCCGCCCCAGAGACGCUACAAGUUCCUAGCGAUUGUAAGUGGCCCAUUCCGCAAGACCAGAUUCCUGGCGACAAUAAACGGCCCGUUCCGCAAGACCGAGCAAGGACUAGAACCUGCUGCACCCGCUUACGCCCAACCGUCUGUCGUUGCUGGGACUCCUGAGACAAGAAGCCAGCCUCAGGAAUAUAUAUACGUCCGUGACCCAUGUGAAUGCGACUCACUUGCAACUACAAGCCAGUACGGCGUUGGUUUCUUAUGUUGCAGGUACCAGAACAAUUCAUGAAGUUUGUUUUUAUAAUCUUCACUCUUAUGGAAGCCCUUAUUAUGAAAUCUUGGGAUUCGCUUGGCUGCAGACUAGUUUCGAUACUUAAAUGUCCUGCGCGGCAAUUCCUCUCCUGUGAGGGUUAUACCCUGACAAGGAUUGUACAUCAUUACCAUCAGCAAAGGCAAGAUAUCAUGUAUUAAAUAUAUGUAAUAUCAUCAUCAUUCAAACAAUCAUUACCUCCUCUCUGCCUCUGGCAAUACAACAUGCAAUACAUUUGACGGGAAUUCACUAAAUGUCCUUCCU